AUGGCAUCUACUUUGCGAACUUCUUCGAUUGCAGUCUUGUCUUCACAACAUCACUCUUCCCCUUCCACUCAUUCUCUCUCCCUAACCAAAGGAAAGUCUCAGUUUUCAGUUUUGAGUGUUGCCACUGAAAUUAACUCUCCACAACAGCAUAUUCAGAUUCAGAGGAUUGUUUCUAAAGAAAGCCAAAGGCCAGUGUACCCGUUUUCUGCCAUAGUUGGACAGGAUGAGAUGAAGCUUUGCCUUAUUCUCAACGUGAUUGAUCCAAAGAUCGGAGGUGUAAUGAUCAUGGACGAAAGGGGAAUCGGGAAAUCUACAACUGUUAGGUCAUUAGUCGAUUUACUUCCUGAUAUCAAGGUUGUUGCUGGUGAUCCUUAUAAUUCAGAUCCAGAAGAUCAAGAAUUCAUGGGUGUUGUACCCCAAAAUUUGUCCUUCCAUUUUACUCGACAUAUGUUCAUGGAGAUCCUCAACUUGCUCAAGGAUACCCAAAAGUUGACCAGACAAACUCUCUCCUAA
Vicia faba (fava bean) is the source of this 513-nucleotide messenger RNA. Lineage: Eukaryota; Viridiplantae; Streptophyta; Magnoliopsida; Fabales; Fabaceae. The record is from the annotation of a GenBank genome assembly.